GUCGCCCUUGCCUUUCCCACAGGGCGGCCAUGUUGGAUGUGGUAUUGUUGUGUGUGUGUAUGUAUGUGUGAAUGUGAAAAAGAAGGGAGUGAGGGGGAAAGGGGCUGCUGAUUUCAGGCCCAGGGGUUUUAUUGUGGGGGACCCUCCAUGCUCUGCCCAUGCUGUAUGUAAAAGGGGAGAGUCCCCACAAAUCAGGAGAUCACAUUAGGAGCAAGGUCCAUAGAGGAAGCGAGGAGCAGGGCAAACGCUGUGAUUUAUCUGCUCCCUGGGACUGGGGGUGUCUGUGACCCCCAACACAUGCAUGCUGUGUACCCCCUGCCAACACAGCCCCAAACAGUGCUCCCUGGCUGGUCACACCCUGCACUGGGGGUCUCAGGGCUUGCAGGUCACACAGCAUAGCACUCAGGGGCUGGGGGGCUUUCUACUGGCUGCUUUAGGUCCAGGUCUUCCAAGUACUUAAACUGGAGGAUGCUGGGAUGUGAUGGUGGUGGGCUAGGGGUUGUGAUGGUGGUGGGCUAGGGCUGUGGGGAGGGGGGGGCUUGCAAGUGGACUCAGUACGUGAUACCGUAAUAUAGGAUUCCAGUUCUGAUCAUGGUAAUACAGAACCAAAAUCAGGGCCGAUCAGCAGCGGAGAGCAGGUCAGUGGCCCCCGUGGAGUGUGGGAACGCUGGGACUUUAAUGCUGUGAAAUCAAUUUGGUAAACUGCGAAUGGUGGGGGAAAUUGACAAGGGAACUGUAACUUUUAAGACCAAAAUUUAGGGAAAUAACCAAGUAGAGUUUUUGCCUGUUCAGCUAUUUUGCGUUACAAAUUGCAGUUUCCAUAUCGAUUCUUCACAACUUUCUUUUACGUAAAUGAACCUCUGUGAAAUAUUUCACAUAGAAAGCCGGUUGCAUAUGUACAAAAUGUUACCCAGCAGGCGGGCGGUCUGUACGCUUCCCUUACUUUGGACUGUUUUGGUUAAGGAAUCUCUUUUUAUAGUUUAUUGAAGGUCGUUCUAUACAAGGCGAAGACAAGGAAGGAAGGUUUAUAUUCCUGCCUCUGUGUAACUCUAUGUAUUCCUACACCAUAUAUCCUCUUAGCCACCAACAGUGACUGUAGAAGAGGUUAUUGAUCUUUGGAUCAGCCUUUAUGAAUUGACAGUUAAUUACUUUGUGUGUGGUGGUGUCUGUCAUGUGACAGAACAGUCUUUUUGGGGAAGAUAUGGCAGGGUCUUGCACACACUGUAUUGUCCAACAUUAGAUUGUAAGCUGGUUUGAACAGGGCCUCCUUCACCUCCUCUUCCCAGUACGUCAUACUUUGUUAGAAUUAAAUGUUUGUUUAUCUUGGACAGCGCAGCGGAAUAUGUUGGCGCUAUAUCAAUAAUUGUAAUUAUUGGUAACCUCCUUCUCUUACCCUCCAGGAGUGGGCGCAGCUGAGACAUUGCUUGGCCCGUUGGGAGAUGUCUGGGAAGAAUCUGGGGGCUGCGCGGCGCAGGCGGACGCGCUGCCGAAGGUGCGAGGCCUGUGUGCGCAGUGAAUGUGGAGAGUGUCAUUUCUGUAAGGACAUGAAGAAGUUUGGAGGUCCUGGGCGCAUGAAACAGUCCUGUCUAAAGAGGCAAUGCACAGCGGUAAGAGUGGUGGCGGAGUAUGGUGAGGCGUAUUUAGAGUGGGCGAUUCAUUUGAUAUAGCAGGGUGGGUAGACUGACAAAAAGUGGGCUGUUGGGGGUCUUGUAUAAUGAAUGAGGAAGGGGCACUGGAUAGCUGCCAAUAAUGACACCAUGUGAGAAGGCUGAUGGUGAAUAAGACAAGGUAUGUUGAGUAAGGGGUAUUUAAUGGCAGCAAACAGUAAAUCUAGAGGAUUGCACAGCAAGGAAGAUGGAUUUUGGGUAAAAGUGGUGAUUGUUUGUAUAUUGGGGGAGAAGGUAUAUAUGUAGAUUUGAGUGAGUGUAAAUGAAUGAGGGAAUAUUGGGCCAGAGAAAGGAUGUUGACACAUGUACUCUGCCUUGCAGCCUGUACUUCCACACACAGCGGUGUGCCUCCUGUGCGGGGACGCAGGGAAGGAAGACACUGCCCAGGAUGAAGAUCAGAAGUUCAACCUGUCCCUCAUGGAAUGUACUAUUUGUAAUGAGAUUGUCCACCCUGGCUGUAUAAAGGUGUGUCCAUGCUGUUCUUUCUUCCUGCCUGCGUGUGAUCAGCUGCAUCAUUUAGGUGUUGCGCAUCCAUUGAGGUUUUUCUUAUCGUUUCCCUUUUACUCGUUCUUCCUUCCUGUAGAUGGGAAAGACUGAAGCGGUCAUUAAUACGGAGAUCCCGAACUGCUGGGAGUGUCCCAGGUGUAAACGUGAAGGUCGUACAAGCAAGGUAUAGUCCAAUCUCUUAAGGUCAUGAAUGAACUCAUACUUUGAAGGGAAAGAGUUUAAUUCCAUUUGUCAUGCUUCAAACGUCAUGCUUAUGCUGGCUAUUAUUUUGUUUUCACUUGUAAAGAAAUCUAAAAUGAAAUUUAAUGAAUGCAUCACAUUUAGCCUUAUCAUUACCCAUCACCUUCCCAUAACUGGGAUAGUAGCAUUUUUUUUGCCUUACCUAGUACAGCUGUUUUGUUUUACUGUUCGUUGUACUUACUAUAGAUGAGUAUUGGCAGAUAUUCUUUUUGGGGGGACAAUUUUGAUAAGAAACUUUCUAAAAAUACCUUCAGGCUCUUUUCUCAUAAACAGGAUAUUAGUUAAGGAAUAUCCCAUGCACCAUAACCACUACAGUGUGCAGUUAUGCUCAUGGCUCCAGGAUUCCUUUUACCAUUUUAGAAUUUUUGACCUCUUACGUGGAGUCUGCCCAGCGCAGCUCCCGAUCUUUAAUAUAAUCUUCUCUUGACAGAAGUCCUGUCUGAGCUAAGCUAGGCAGUGAGCCAACUCUCUUAGCCAAUGAGCUCGCUCGCGACGACUAUUGGAAGCUCCUCAGCAGGAGUUAACCGUUCUCGUAAAGCUACAGAGAUGCUGGGAGCAGCGACAUUCUAAAAGGGUUUUAUCACUUUUUCAUAUAUGUAAGAACACUAUUAUGUGUUUUUAAAGGAACACUACAGUCACCUAAACAACUAUAGCUUAAUGAAGCAGUUUUGGUGUAUAGAUCAUGCCCCUCAGGUUUCACUGCUCAAUUCACUGCCAUUUAGGCGUUAAAUUACUUUGUUUCUGUUUAUGCAGCCCUUGUCACACCUCUCCUGGCUAUGAUUGACAGAGCUUGCAUGAAAAAAAAAACUGGUUUCACUUUUAAUCAGAUGGAAUUUACCUUAAACUAUUUUAUGUAUUGCUCUGUAAAUUGAACUUUAAUCACAUACAGGAGGCUCUUGCAAGGUCUAGCACGCUAUUAACAUAAUAGGGCAUUAUUCAAUCUAAAUUAAACAGAACUUGCAAUAAAGGAAGGAUAAAUUGUAGAUGACUCUUUACAGGAAGUGUUUAGGGAGGCUGUGCAAGUUACAUGCAGGGAGGUGUGACUAGGGUUCAUAAACAAAGUAAUUUAACUGCUAAAUGCCAGAGAAUUGAGCAGUGAGACUGCAGGGGUGUGAUCUAUUCACCAAAAAUGCUUCAUUAAGCUAAAGUUGUUUUGGUGACUAUAGUGUCCCUUUACGUGUUUAUGCUGCUUGGCUAAUAUAUCAAAACCAUAAAUACUGCAUGUAGUAUAAUCGCUUACUACUUUAAUAUGUAAUCAGAGAUGUGGAAUUUAUAUCGUCCGACACCUGGGACAUGCAGUUCUGAGUGUCGGGCAGGAAGAUUUAAUAUAAAAAAAAAAUAAAAAAAUUAUUUUAGCCCUGCUGUUGUCAAGUGUCAGGGCUGCAUUGAGGGUGGAUUAGUGUUGGGCAGGGAAUGCAUUUCUGGCAGUAGGAAAGCCGGACUGCCCACCCAGGAACGACUUACCGCAACUCACUGGUGGCUCACAGGGAGAUAUGAGGAGCGGCAGCCAGCCACUCGUCACGAUGCUCAGGCCAAAUGGCCACCAGGAUUCAGUGUGACGUCAUGCUGUUAGUGGGCAGAGACGGCAUUCGACAGGUUGCACAUCCACUGAAUACCAGCUGCUAGUAAUCUGUGGUGUGUGUGUGUGUGUGUGUGUGUUUCAGAGAGCGUAAAUGAAAAAUAUGAUACAGUACCUAAUGUGAACUUUCUGAUAUCCCUAAAUACAGUUCUAAUCUAUUUAUACAUUUGCUGUUCUGAUUUGAUUUGUGCAUUGAUUCACAUGUUUAAAUGCUAAGAAUGUUUUGCUUAUUCUUACGAUGGGAUGUUUGGCAUAGUGAAAGGGAAAACAGACUUGCUACGAAGGAUUUUAAUAUUGUUUCCAUAUGAUAGUGCUGUGAGUAAUAAUGUUGUAUCAUUUUAAGUAAUGUGUAUAUUUAGCACAUCUUCAAAAUAGGAUACACAUUGAGGUAACAGGUUUGCUUAAAGUUAACACUACAGUGUUUUUAGGAAUACAAAAAUGUGUUCUUAACCUUAUAGGGUCCUAUUGCUCCCCCCCCAAAGCAAAUAAAGGGUUAAAAAAAACACAAAAAAAAAACAUUUUCACUUACCUGAUUCCUCCUGCACACUGGCAUUUUUAAACAUGUAUAUAAAAUGUGUGGAGUUAUAGGUAAAAAAAUAAAAUAAAAAUGCAGAAUCAUAUACUUUCUGGGAUGUGUGUAGGUUUCUCCCUUGAAGAGACACUAUAGGCACCACAAACGCUGCAGCUUAAAGUUUUGGAUCUGGGGCAUAUAGCCUGUCCCUGCUGGCUGAGCAGUGUAAACGGCGUCACUCUGACAGCCGCCAAAGAGUCCUUCAAACAUUGUUCAGCGCUAGAGUUAAUGUAUCUCUUUAAAGGGAUGCUUCUGAAAUAACCAGGAGCUGUAUGUGGGGUUCCCAACUUGAAAUAUCUCUGGGUUUCAUUUUACAGGACUCAUUGGACGGUUCUGGCAAACGGAGGUUAGAUAACGGAGAGGAUACCGUGCGGUGGAAAUUGACUGACGACUCAGCUCCUUCCAAGAAGAAACCAUCAGAAGACAAUCCAGGAUACAAGCGAAAGAAAGAAAAGGAGCCUCCACCUGAUCCAGGGGUUAAGAAAAAGGUAGUGAUCCCACGACUGCCACCAGUAUCCACCAAUGGCUAUUCACAGUGACAUGGAAUCUGUUGCUUGCUAGUCGUAUACAACUUCAUAUUCUGCAUGUUCUGAUUCAUCCUCCCUGCAGCGCUCUCUGCUUGUUGCAUUCUUAUUUGCUCUCCCCCAUCCUGCUUUGUCUCUUAUGUCAGGGAAGUCUGUGUACACCAUAAAUCAUUCCCCCUGAUGGCUCUCAUGCUAGGUUUUUGGUUUUUGUUUUUUAUUCCCCCCUCCCCGAUAUCAACACUUUGUGUGUUUUUUUUUUUUAUUAAAAUUUUUUAAGAUUUUUUUUUUUUUUCUUCACCUUACAGGUGAAAGUCGAGAAGGACAAAAAAAUUAAAAAGGUUAGUGAGCGUGUUUGAAAACUGGUAACCUGUGUCUGUUAUUGCCUUGCUGAUUUCGUUUAUCCUCACAGUAUUUAUUAUAAACCAGAGUAGAAAUGCAGAGGGCACGCAAAAGCGUGAAAGGCCUCUGCGCACCAAAACCACUGUCUUGAUGUAGUGGCUUUAGUGCAUAGAUGCCGUUUACCUUCUCUGUAAGCUAAAACAUUACUGUUUAAGAGAAACGACAAUCUUUAAUAGUUUGCGUUAUAUAUUUGAGGUAUUAAAUACAAUAAUACAGCUUUGAACUCCAUAUCAUUAUUCUGCAAGUUUGCGUCUCCAUGUUGCUCCCUCUCAAUCAUUGCUAUAAGCUCUGUCCUUUCUACCAAUCAGUCGCCAUAGAGAAAGUGUACAGUAGGGAAAAAUGAAACAAUAUUUCUUCUUCUCGUCUCCAAAUGCAGUGUGUGCCUUCACUGAUCUGGAUUGUAAUUUGCAAACGUUUUAAUAUAAAUGUAAAAGAAUAUCCCAGCGAGUUCUAGGUGAUAUCCAAUGGUGUAAUUUCCAUUGAAGUGGCAGUUCUCCUUUAAAUUCAGUUUUUUGUUAUUCCAUUACAGAAAGAAGCAAGCGAUACAAUUUCUGUAUUGCUAUGGUAACCCACCCAGUCAUCCAGGACUCCCACUAGUGUACAAUUUGGGUAUUUCCUAGUUCUCAUCCAUCGGGAUAUUAAUAAAUGCCCAACUGUCGGGACCUUGUGAUCAAUGUUUUUGGUAUAUUGGUAUAUUGGUGCAGUCCCAGCCACAAGGGCAGCCCAGGUUUGUAAUUCCCAAGAGGGCCCAUCUGUAAGAGUAGCCCCCGACCGUGGCUUAGUCUAUCAGUUUGGCCGAUACCCUCUAAUCACAGCAGGGAGUGUUCAUUCAGAUUGCCAGCAGUGCUUUAUCAAAAAACACUUUCAUCCCAUAGAGCUUCCAUCUAAGAUAUGUCCUACUAUACGCGAUGAACAAUUUUAUUCUACACUCUGUUAUCAAAUGAUGUGGGCAAAGUAUUUUUAUUUGGCAAAUAUGCAAGAUUCCACAACAAAAUUAAUGAGAAUUAUAUAAGAAUUAUAAAAAACCAAAAACAAAAAAACAAAAAAAACUUUCAUUCCCCAAAAUUAGUGUACUUAUAGAAAUAUUGCCAGGGCCAAAGACAAUAUACCAUGGACAUGCUGCCAUGUUUGUCAGUGUUGCUGCAGAGUGUCCAAGGAUUUAGGGGCAGGAGUUUUUUUUAAUUCUUUGCCUAAGCAUGCUUGCCCUUUCCACACUCCUGUUUUUUGCUGGUAAUCUGAACCAUGGUCCUAUGGAGGAGAGCAGAGGAUUUUGUUUAAUGAUGCCUUGAGAUCUCUGAUGUAAUUUAUUUAUUUAUUUAUUUUCUACUCUCCUCAUUUCCUCUUUCUCUUUCCUUUGCUGUUUCUGGAUUCCCCUAAAGGAGCCACAGGUCCCAGCUGAACCCAUCCCACCUUCCGACCGUUCUCACCAGCGAGAGAAGAUUGAACGGUUCAAACAGAUGUGCCAGAUGCUGGAACGAGGACGCAGCAGUACCUCCAGUUCUAGUUCAGACUCUGACUCGGACUCCGACUCAAAAGGCUCCCGGGGCAGCAGUGACACCGGAGAAGGGGGGGAGGGUCGGGAUUCUCGAAUCAGCUUUAGCACCAGCUCAGAGGAUGAAGAGGAGGGAGGGGGAUCCGCUGCAGUGGGUGAUGGACAAAAUGGGGCAAAAAAUGGAAAGCAGAAGUCACCCCGGAGCAAUGUCAGGGAAAAGGAAAACAGGAGAGGUGCUGGGGCCAGAAAGGGACCUGGUGGUAGGAAUAAUAUAGGACAAACCGUAUCGCGGAGUCAACUUCUAAAGAGGCCUCUGGUCCCAUCUCCACCCAAGCCACCUCCCCUUCAGCUGGAGCGGCAUGUGGUACGUCCCCCUCCCCACAGCCCUGAGCCAGACUCUCUGCCAUUGGACAAUGGGGCAGAUCAUGUGAUGCAGAGGGCAGUCUGGCUGUCUGUUUUCAGACACUUGGGACAAAAGGAACUUUGUGUCUGCAUGCGGGUUUGCCGGACCUGGAGCCGAUGGUGAGAGGGGGCAUAAAGGGCAAGUGGUGGGAGUGCUGGCUUCAUAAUGGGGCUUUAAAAUGGGGUGAGGAGAAAUGUGAAAAAUCUGUGAUCCCAGAUUCACAAUUUUAAUAUCACCAUUUGUAGAAUUAUUAUUCUUGUGUGGAGGACAGAGCUGCAUCAUUUAAUGUGCUGCGUACGUAUAAAUGAUUUAGUUCUAAAAGUAAAUAUCCUUUUAUUUGCAAUUUGUGACAGGUGUUGUGACCGCCACCUAUGGACUUCCAUUGACCUGAGCCGUAGAAAAUCAAUCACACCCCCAAUGCUAAGUGGGAUAGUCCGGCGACAACCAAUCAGGCUAGAUCUUAGUUGGACCAACAUAUCAGAGAAGCAACUGACCUGGCUAAUCCAUCGAUUACAGGGUGAGGAAUGAAGACUCCUGUUAAUGAGUCUCUAAAGUGCAGAGAUUGUGUGGGGCUGUGAUUUAAGGUUGUCCAACAAAUACAUAAGUGUUCAUUCACUAAAUACUGAAUUUCAAAAUACUACCAAGCUAUCUGCGGCUGUAGCUGAAUUAUUCCAAAUACACAAUUUUUUCUUCAGUCUUGAAAUGGGGUUUUCAGUUCACUACAAUUCAAUGUCCUCUGAAUAAACUUCAUAGUGGGAGAUUGGAGGCUUUGUGGACAUGAUGUUAUAUAAAAGAAGGGUUCAGGGAAUUCUGCACAUAGGUCUACAGUCUGAAUUCCAGCAGGGUUAGUGGAUGCAUGGAGGGUAGAGAUGGUUAAUGGAAAGGAUGUAUUGACGGCAUUGCUUUAGAUCCGCUGACUGGAUGGUGGUGGAGGUAGGAUUGUGUUGGGGGCUAUGGUCCAUUGUUAAUGUUAUACGUAAGUGAAGCAUUUUUUUUCUGGGUAGAUCUUAGUCUGCAUAAAAAAUAUAUUUAUUUGUCACAGGUCUAAAGGAACUUUUGGUUGCUGGCUGCACGUGGGGUGCAGUGUCCUCCCUCUGUACAGCUUCCUUUCCCGGCCUGUCUCUACUGGAUAUGGGCUGGGUCCAGGGAAUGAAAACUUCCCAUCUCCGUGAGCUGCUGUCUCCUUUCUCCUCUGACUGUAAAGCAGGUGAGGUGCUUUUGAAUGGGGCAAAAUAGUCACACGCCAAUCACCUGCGAUCCUGAUAUAGUACAAAGGGGAGGGUCUGAUAGGCGAUGAAGUUAAUUUGGGGGGUCUUUGGAGGUAAUGAGCUUACAGAAUAUAAAGUGUUUGCUAAACCCGAGUGGUUAUACUGAUGGUGAACUCUCAUCCAUUAGUUGUGUCAGACCCCCGGGGUCGGUUCUCCUCUCUGUCGGAGUUGCGUCUCUGUGGUCUGGAGUUAGGAGAUUCCGCCCUGCGUCUAUUGCUCCGUUACACUCCGCGGCUAAAUCGUCUGGACCUGAGUCACUGUGUUCAGCUAAGUGAUCACGGAAUCCACAUUCUAACCGCAGCCACCUCACCCCUGAGAGAUAGCCUCACCCACCUCAACCUUACCGGUAACUCUGCUUAAUUGUCUGCCUCACCCACCCCAACCUCACUGGUGACCCUAUCUUCUUCACCCACCUUGACCUUACUGGUAACUCUGCUUCCAUCACCCACCCCAGCCUCACUGGUAAUUCUUUCUUCAAUCACCAUUGUUCUGUACUUUCACACUUUUUUUUUCCUCCUCUCUUCUUGUAUAGUUAUGUUCUUCCCCUUCCUGCAUUUUUUUCCCCCCUUGCAUACUGUUUCUGUCUGCACCUUAACUAUAUCUUAUUGCUUCACUAUGCUCAAUCUUCUAUUAUACUCAUCUAGUAACUAAUCUCCACCUCUACCCUUAGGAUGUCAUCGCUUGAUGGACCAAUCUUUGGCAUUCUUUAAACGAUGCCCACGGCUGAAGCAUGUCGACCUGCGCUCCUGUCGGCUUCUCACCCAUGAGGGUUUCCAACGGCUGCUACAAGAUCCGCCCUCUGAACCGGACGGAAAACCCUUCCAAUGUGUGGAGGACCAAGUGCUGACCCGGGAGAGCUAGCGGUGGGAGAUGUGGAAACCUCUGCGAAAGCACUACUGCCCCUUCUUGGGGCAACUCUACUGUAUCUGCCUCCUCUACCUACCUGGCAUUUGGCUUGGGUUUUGGCAAGGAGGGUGCACUGAAGACCCCAAGUUUAACUGUUGACAUAUCAGGGAGAAGCGGCAAAGAACUGCAGCCAACUCUGGUAUGGACCUGUUAAUGGGGGUAAAAGGAACUUCCUACUAGCUCACUCCACGGUUUGGGGUGUGGACACCCCUCAUCACUGAAUGAAAGGGUUCCGGACAGUUUUAAGCAACCUUUGUGACAGGUCACGAACGGCCUCUAGUGUAACAUUAUCAUCUCUGCCCCUACGAUCUGCUUAUCACAGUAAUCAGGCGUUUAAACAUAUGCAUUGCAAGUGAGGGUGCAGCACACUCCAGGUGAAGGGGGUGGGUGAAGGUUGUCGAUAAGGUUUCUAUCAGUUCUCUUUGGACCUGUUUUUUUUAUUAUGCUGUUGUGGGUGGGCUAGGUGGGAUAAUGCACUGCAGGGUGAGAACAGGGAAUAUGAUCUAUCAGGGUGAUGCCCUGCAAGGGUUAACAGGUUUACGGGGACAUUACGGGGAAGAUUUAGAUGGUACGACACACGCAGGGCUUGGGAGGUUAUUUUAUUGACUGACCGAAACAAGGCUGACAAUGCUUUGCAGAGCAAGGCACCUGCAGAUUCUUCCAGUACGAAAGAAGAAUAAUUCUCAUCUUACUGAAAACCACGACUCAGAGUAUCUUUUCUACCCUAACUCUCGCUUUCAUAUUACCACAUCCAGCUGACUUGGCAAUAGGGCUAGCUGUGGGUUACUGUGUGGUUGGAUACUCUGUCUCGUUAUACAGCACCAUUUUCAUUCCCUCGGGGGCGGGUUAAUUAUUAAGUCUUUUUGGCCGGUUCUGGGAUAAGGCUUAAAAAGCAAAUCUGUGCAGCUACUAUAGGGGGGAGGGGGAGAGCAGGUCUCUGCAGCAGGAAGGGGUCAGUGGAGAUUUCCUGAUUAAUGGUUGGGCUGCAAUACCCAUCACCCAGCUAGCCACUCCUGCUGUAGAUCGGGUAAUGAUUUUUUUUUUUUUUCCUUUUACCUUUUACGUGGCGUUCUGACACAGCUGGUUUAUGUUUUGUCACUUUGCUCGGUACUCUCACAACAGGCACAUAUUGUAUUUUAACCUCCUCCCCUUCCCCGCCGCUGGUUAUUGCGGUUUCUGAUUUAAUGAUCUGCUCUGUUAUUUUGUUUUUUUAUUUUAUAUAAACGUGUUUUUGUUUUGUUUUUUCUUCUU
Pelobates cultripes (western spadefoot toad) is the source of this 10807-nucleotide messenger RNA. The record is from the annotation of a GenBank genome assembly. Lineage: Eukaryota; Metazoa; Chordata; Amphibia; Anura; Pelobatidae.